AUGUCUUACAAUCGUCGUGAUCGAGGUUCCCCAGAAACAGAUAUAAACAUAUUAUUAUUAGGUGAAACUGGUGUUGGUAAAACAACAUUUAUUAAUGCAUUUCUUAAUUGCCUGUUUUAUAAUACACUUGACGAUGCAUUAAAAGAUGAACUAAAAGUUUUAAUCCCUUCUGCAUUUACAGUAACAGACAAUGAAACAUUUGAUAGUACAAAAAUUCUUGCUGGAACUGCAAAUGAUAAUGAAAAUUGCAAUCGGUCAAUACGUUUAAUUGAUGGACCAGGUGUUGCUGAUACUCGAGGUGUUGAUCAUGAAGCAAGAAAUUUUGAACAUAUUCUUAAUUAUAUAACAGUAACACGAGUAAAUAUUUAUUUUCGUUAUUGUGUUAAAGAAUUAUUAAGACAUUUACAUGUUAAUGCAAAAGAUAAUAUUAUGUUUGUAUUUACAAAUUCAUGUUCAACAUUUUAUCGACUAGGUGAAACAGCAGCAUUAUUAAAAAUUCUUCUUGGAGAACUUCAUGCAAAAACUGGUGUUGAAGUUCCAUUUAGUAUAGAAAACACAUUUAUAUUUGAUAAUGAAUCAUUUCGUUUUUUCGCUCUUUAUAAACACGGAUUAAAUUUUUUAAUGAAAGAGAAAAACAAUUAUAGUCAAAGUUGGAAUAAAUCUAUUGAAGAAUUUUCUCGUCUAAUUAUUCUUAUUCUUCAAUGUGAUCUUCAUGCUGUUAAAGAUAUGCCAUCAUUAAAUGAAGUUCAAUUAUUAAUACAUAAACUUUCUCGACCAGUAGCUGGAAUUGUUACACUUAUUGAAGAAAAUAUUUUAAUGGCUAAACAAUGUAAAGAAAAAAGUUUAAAUAAUUCAACAAAUCAAGUAUCAAAUAAAAUUCCACAAAAAACUGGAAAAUUUAUUCCACUUCAAGAAAGACUUACUGUUUGUGUUAAUGAAAAAUGUACGGAAAUUAUUAAUGUUAAUGGUGAACAACGAAUUGAUUAUAAAAAUAAUUGUCAUGUUGGUUGUUCAUUACAUAGAGUUGUACAAGAAUGUAUUGGUCAUCCAAUUAUUAAACGAUGUCGAGCACUUAGAAGAACAGGUUCAUGUCGACAUUGUGGUUGUCAUUGGACAAAACAUAUGCAUAUAACAUAUAAAUAUGAAAGAAAUUUAACAUAUAUUGAAAUAAAUAAUUCUAAUUCAUUACAAACACCUCAAUCAAUCAUGACAAUAAUUGAUAAAAGAAUGUCGGAUUUAAGAAAUGAAGAAACAGCAAUAAGAAAAAUUUGUGUUAAACUUUCACAAUUUUUAAAACAAAAUUCAAUAACACCAUUUAAUGAUGAUAUUAUUGAAUAUCUUCAACAUUUUAUUAAUGAAGAAAAACAGAAAAAAUCAACAGGAAUUGAUAAUAUAGAUAUUAUUAAAUGUUUAGAACAAAUGAUUAAAGAUUAUACAGAAGAAUUUAAUUUAUAUACGUCAAGUAUUUCUUCACAAAAUAAUUCAACAUCAACAGAUCGAUUUGACAAUACUGCACAAAUUGAAGAAAUGUUUAGUUUAGUACAAAAACUUUAUGAUUUACCAAUAAAUGGAAAAUUAAUUGAAGAACAAGUUAUACGAAUGAAAGAAGGUCGAGCACAAGCAGCUAAAAGUGAUGAACAAUUUGUUGAUUUACCAACAGGUUAUAUUUCUCCAGAUAUUCUUAACAAUUUAAAAGAUAUUGUUAAUCAUAAAUAUCUGUUGUAUGAUAAAGAAUUACAACCUAUAAACUCAUUAUCAUUAAUGCAAUCGAAACAACUUAUUGAUAUAAUGAAAUAUUUAUAUGAUUGCCGUAUUAUCCAUCGUCAUGUACGUCCAGAAAAUCUAAUGUUAGAUAGUGAUACUAAUCAUAUCAAAUUAAUUGACUUUGCUUUUGCCAUUACAUAUGAUGUGGAUGACAAGGCAGGCAGCAUAGGCGUAACAGAUACAGUUGCAUAUGCUGGUUAUGAAUUUUUAGAUUAUUAUUCAAAAUUAUUAUUUGGAUUAUGUUUACCAAAUUAUCGUUAUGAACGAACAUUUGAUUUAAAAUGUGCAUUGAAUGUUAUAAUAGCUCUGAAUAAUGUUCGUGUUCUAGCAAAGAUUUAUUCAAUUGAAACAUUAACAGAUAUUCACCAAAUAACGUUAGAAGCAUUACACUUAUGGCUAGAUACUCGACGAACGAAUAAAGAUUAUUCAAAUUUAUUAAAUUUAAUAACCAACUUACAUGAAUCAUCAACUUUUGAUGUUUUAAAAAAUCAAAUAGAAAAACUCUUCGAUUAUUGA
Molecule: messenger RNA, 2280 nt
Organism: Rotaria sordida
Lineage: Eukaryota; Metazoa; Rotifera; Eurotatoria; Philodinida; Philodinidae
Source: the annotation of a GenBank genome assembly